CUCUUGUUUUCCAGGUUUCAAGCUCCAUCCCUCCCGAUAAAGAGGGGAAAAGGGAGCAUGAAUCAGGCGGCGAGGAGCGAAAGAGAGGGAGAGAUGAGCGGCGGAGAUCUGCGGCUGCCACCAGGGUUCCGCUUCCAUCCGACGGACGAGGAGCUCGUGAUGCACUACCUCUGCCGGAAAUGCGCCGCCCUGCCCCUCGCCGUGCCCAUCAUCGCCGAUAUCGACCUCUAUAAGUUCGACCCCUGGCAGCUUCCUGGGCUGGCUUCGUAUGGGGAGAAGGAGUGGUAUUUCUUCUCGCCGAGGGAGAGGAAGUAUCCGAACGGGUCGAGGCCGAACCGGGCGGCCGGGUCGGGGUACUGGAAAGCGACCGGGGCAGACAAGCCGAUCGGGACGCCCAAGCCGGUGGCGAUAAAGAAGGCAUUGGUUUUCUACACGGGGAAGGCGCCCAAAGGGGAGAAGACCAACUGGAUCAUGCACGAGUACCGGCUCGCCGACGUCGACCGCUCUGCCCGCAAAAGCAACAGCCUCCGGCUGGACGAUUGGGUUCUGUGCCGGAUCUACAACAAGAAAGGCGGCGGGGACCAGAAGGCGGCCGGUUCGAGGAUGGCUGGGCUGCCGGAGCCGGAGCCGGAGCCGGAGCGGAAGCCGGUGUUCGCCCAGCACGUGUCGGAGCUGGGGUACUUUGACCCGGCGGAGUCGAUGCCGAGGCUGCGCACGGACUCGAGCUGCUCGGAGCACGUGCUGUCGCCGGAGGUCGCGUGGGAGAGGGAGGUCCAGAGCCAGCCCCGGGCGGCGUGGAGCCAGCGGGAGAAGGCCCUCGAGGUUCCGGUUACCAACGAGGGUGCUACUGCCUCGGCCGGCGGGGUCGAGUUCUUUCCCCAGCUCGAACCGGUCUCGCUUGAACCGGGUUUCAGAGACCAGUUCCAGGACAUCCUCAUGUAUCUGGGCAAGCCCUUCUGAACCGGCACGUGACAGGGAGUACGCACUGCUAAUGUACGCCGUAGUGAUGGAGUAUGUAUUGACUCGGGGUGACUCAGGCGAGCCGCCAUGGAAUCGGAUGGUGUUGGACGGUGAUCAGAUGGCGAUGAUGUGGCGGCGAUGAGACCGCGUGGCUCCGAGUCGUGGGUCCGUGUAGUCCUACGUUUAAGGAAGUCUGUGUACAUAAUUGUUAGUUAGUGUAAUGGGCGGGUUAAAUAAAUUUCAUUUCCUGUUUAAUUAUUUUCUAUUUAAUUCAAAGCUAUCAUAAGCUAA
Phoenix dactylifera (date palm) is the source of this 1251-nucleotide messenger RNA. Its product is annotated as NAC domain-containing protein 48-like. Gene Ontology annotation, molecular function: DNA binding. Gene Ontology annotation, biological process: regulation of DNA-templated transcription. The record is from RefSeq and is a predicted model, not a curated record. NCBI's taxonomy places the organism in Eukaryota, Viridiplantae, Streptophyta, Magnoliopsida, Arecales, Arecaceae.